UAUGAAUCUAACAGAAGAAAAGAAGGAACCAUUGCGCCAGCAAUCGGAAUCGAAGAAGAAGGAGAUGCUGGUUUUGCAUUACAAGGGUAGCAUACAAGAGAAUCGAUCAAAAUUCGACAAACCGGCGGACUACAUACAGUAUUUGGCGCAGCCUGAUUUGAGCGUCAAUAAGAUCUACAACUGCAUUGAGUCUCUCAGGAUUGCGCUUACUAACAAUCCACUCAGCUGGGUACAGGAAUUUGGCACCAAGGGUCUCAAGCAGGUUCUGGCUACUCUCAAUGAAUGUUAUCGAAAUGCCUUCAUAUAUUACGAUAGUGACAAUCGUUAUGAGCGAAUACAAUACGAAUGUAUUCGCUGUUUAAAGGCUAUUAUGAAUAACACCGUUGGUAUAAAGGAGAUGUUGGCCCAUCACGAGGCUCUUACCAUAGUGGCCAGGUCAUUGGAGCCGACGAAACCAUCUGUAAUGUCCGAAGCUGUAAAGUUACUAGGCGCGGUGUGCCUCAUAUCCAUCGAUAGUCACAAAAAGGUUUUAGAUGCAGUCACUAUGAAUGGCGAAUUCAAAGGUCGUGAAAGAUUUCUGCCAAUCGUACAGGGUUUGAUGAACAAGAAAAACGAAAAUUUAAGAGUAGUAUGUCUUCAACUCAUAAACUCGAUAAUAUCAUCCGCGGAGGAUCUAGAUUUUCGCUUACAUCUUAGGAACGAAGUAAUGCGAGUAGGUUUAGCCGAUAUUCUUGAAAUGUUAGAGAAAGAUGAGUCGGAAGACUUGGCUACGCAUUUAAAGAUUUUUAAUGAUCAUAAAGAGGAGGAUUACGAGGAAUUUGUACAGAGAUUCGACAACGUACGUUUAGAAUUAGACGAUGUUAACGAUUGCUUUGAAGUAGUUAAAAAUAUGGUAAUGGAUACCUCCGCCGAGCCAUACUUUCUAUCAAUACUUCAACAUCUUUUAUUUAUUCGAGAUGAUGCUCUGGUUCGACCGGCAUAUUAUAAAUUAAUAGAGGAAUGUAUAUCGCAAAUUGUGUUGCAUCGUUCAGGCUGUGACCCGGAUUUCAGCGCGACAAAACGCUUCCAGAUUGAUGUACAACCGUUGAUCGAUAUCCUAGUCGAAAAGUCACGGGCCGAGGAAGAACGUCGAUUAGUAGAAGUGAUGCAAAAGUUAGAGGAAGCUAUAGCUAGUAGACAAGAAGCCGAAGCGAAACUUCAGCAUGCGGAAAACAAGAUCAAAGAACUGGAGCAAGGAACAGAGAAACCUGGAGGUUUUGACGCCUGCCAAGCUCCUUAUAUCAUAGUUCUUUUCGAACCCGCGGCGUGGCACUUGUGACAAUUACCAUGCGACGCCAAAUCACUCUCUUGGGUAUAUUCAAUUACUGCCGGACGCGACAAGUUGAGCGCACGCUACUUGAAUGAAUACAAAA
Messenger RNA from Acromyrmex echinatior (Panamanian leafcutter ant), 1412 nucleotides. It is a transcript of the gene dia, whose product is annotated as diaphanous related formin 1. NCBI's taxonomy places the organism in Eukaryota, Metazoa, Arthropoda, Insecta, Hymenoptera, Formicidae. Gene Ontology annotation, molecular function: small GTPase binding; actin binding. Gene Ontology annotation, biological process: actin cytoskeleton organization; actin filament polymerization. Gene Ontology annotation, cellular component: actin filament. The record is from RefSeq and is a predicted model, not a curated record.